GUUCAGAUCGAAAAUAAUUUCGAUAAUAGGUGAUGUUUACAAUACUUGAUACAGACUAGUCUGGUAAUCAUGGUCGUUUUAAAGGUUAUUGUUCUGGUGGUCGUCCUAUUCAUCGCCGUGGAAAGUCAGGACUACACUUGUGACAAUAAUCCUUACAAUAACGGAUGUACCAUCCCUCUUGACCUCGAUAUCCCCUUCAGAAAUUCCUUCCUUCCUGCCUGCAGGCGACAUGAUAUCUGCUACAAAUGCGGGAAUCACGAGAUGUAUGCUGUUCGUCACGGAAGAAAGCGAUGCGACCGUCUGUUCUACCAAAAUAUGCAGUCAAUUUGUAGAAGACGAGGCGGUUUUCGGCGGUUUACCUGCAUGUUAAAUGCUGGUAUUUUUUACUCGUCAGUUCGCGGGCUAGGAAUUGGACGGAUGAAAUCCCGGGAACGUGUUCCUAGCUUCUGUACCCAGAGUUGGGUACGUCCAUGUCUCCAGUAACGUGUUUCCACGUGUCUUCGCAGGUUCCAAUUCUUAGUCACGUGUUUUAUUAAUCACGGGCUAUACCUUUGAACUCUGAAAAUACAUGUUCAUCGACCAUCAUUAUAUAGAUAAUAUGUAAAUUAUUUUUAUCUCAAAUGAUAAAGAAUGCAUUACCUA
Molecule: messenger RNA, 642 nt
Organism: Ylistrum balloti
Lineage: Eukaryota; Metazoa; Mollusca; Bivalvia; Pectinida; Pectinidae
Product: conodipine-P2-like
Exons: 3
Coding region: 70-483 (137 amino acids)
Biological process (GO): arachidonate secretion; phospholipid metabolic process
Molecular function (GO): A2-type glycerophospholipase activity
Source: RefSeq, a predicted model, not a curated record